AUGGCCAGCAGGACGACGACGGGUCUGUGUUCUCAGAAGCAACGACAAAUCUCAUCGUCCAAUUUCUCACGUGAGGAUGAAAUGACCUCUCAUCAUCACCAAGGUCAUGAUCAACAACAACAACAACAACAACAACAAAUACCACCACUUCAACCACCACUUCAACCACUACCACCACGGAAGGACGAAAGAACGAAGAAGACUCUUCACCCUCUUCACGUUGUUGAUCAGGCGAACAACCACAACAACAAGGCUUCAUCAGUAUUCAGUACGCAAACCACAACAACAACAACAACUUUGAACAGGAAUAUCUCAUCAUCAUCACCAUCCAGAAAUAGAGUAUCGUCAUCAUCGUUAUUAUCUCUUUCCACUAUGAGCGAAAAUAUACCGAGUGAUAGUACAAACAACAACAAUAAUUACACCACGCAGAUCCUCAAUAGUAGUACUACUAUUACUACAACACUACAAGGCAAUACUAGUAAUAGUAAUUUUGAAAAGGAUGAUCAACAGAAGGAAAUGGACCAUUCUCGAAGGCAAUAUCACGACACUCUGAAUGAUGCUAUUCCCGAGAAAGAUUCACUCCAAGGUUCGUAUGAUCAUGGAGAAUCUUGUUGUGAAAUGUUGAAUGACGAUGAUAGUGAGGAUGAAAACAAACCAUUGAGUUCAUCUGCUUAUUCUAUUAGUGUUACUUCGUUUCAAGCACCACCAUCCCUCUCAACCUUUGUAUCGUCCAGUAGGGAAGUUUAUAAAAGGUUUUUGGGAAUCGACAUGAAUGGAGCGUUUGUCAUUUUUGUGAUACUUCUCAUUGUGGUGGUGACUUCAGUCCUAACAUUGACGAAUAUCAACAAAGCGGCAAGUGUAAAGCCCAUCUCCAACAGUGACCAAAGGUCAACAAAUAUUUUGGCACCUUCCAUGGAUAAUCUUCAAAAUUCUGUAAAUACCCUUUCCCAAUUUAAAGAAUUAUUUAAUAGGGCAGACAUGGUGAAUCCAACAAAUUCAUCCUUUGCAUUUUCGACCUUCUUGUCAGUUGCCAGCAAUGAAAAACUGGCGUUUGACUAUACAGUAGGAGUUGUCACAUUAUUUCAGAGUGUGAUCUCGAACACAAAUACAAAUUAUCCCUUCGUUGUGGUGGUCGUACCUCCAAGAAUUAAUCAAGCUAAGGGAUUGACCGAGAGCGUCAUUGUGAAACGGACACUCUUGACAAUUAGCGACAUUCAGAACUCAUUAAGGCCAGAAGAACUUCCUCGUAUGCGUUUUGUGAUUGCUUCCUAUAUUUCAAAUCCAACAGAAGGAAAGCAUGCAGUUGCCAACAAUGUUGAAAAUCGUUACAUUGACACCUUCAACAAGCUUCACAUGUGGACAUUAGAUGAAUUUAAUUUCAAAAGGGUCAUUUACUUUGAUGCGGACGUUGUGGUAUUGAAUCCACAAAUUGACACUCUUUUUCAGUGUGGACACUUUUGUGCAGUGAGUGAUUUGUGCAUACCAGAAUUUUUCAAUGGUGGUUUAAUGGUUUUGGAACCAAAUGCUGAAACGUAUCGAGAUAUGAUUGAAAAAACAAGACAACCCGAGUAUAAGAGCUAUGACGGUGGAGAACAAGGAUUUAUUAAUCGAUAUUUUGACUUUAACACCAAUAGCACAGCAUGGCCAUUGGGAUCUCUGGCGACGAGAGCCAAACAACAGCAAGGUAGCGAUGCCAACCUACCUUAUGAGAAUUUUGAAGAAAUUGCACGUUCAAGAAAUGUUCAAUCCUCUGUAUAUCGACUUCCUUUCAAUUUUAACGUUCAAUCUCAGUUGGCCUUACUAUCGAGCAUUGGGUGGUACAAGUUUGCAUCGGAAGCUUUCGAUGAUGGCCCCAUUGCACUCCAUCUUGUUUUUCCAGCCAAGCCUUGGACCUUUAUUGGAUACCCCAUGCUAUCUCCCAGUUACUUGUGGCAAACCUAUUUCAGAAAAACUGCACUGUACAGAAUUGUUCCUUGGGAAUUGUUGUUAUUGAAUCUUUUAUUGUGUUGUUUUGCAGCAUUGAUCAUUAUUAAGCAAGUUGGAAAAAUUGAAUUACCGUCUCUUCUACUUUCGAAUUUAUUUGGAAACAUGAUUGAGGAUCAUGUGAAACAUUUUAAGGAUGGAAAAGAGAGCUGGAAAAGUUACUUGUUUUUCAAUUUCAUGCCCGUCUGUGUGGUGAUUUUUUCAUGCCUAUUUUGCGCCUAUAUUUAUUUGGCACUACUAAUGAUUCAACAAUAUGACCCUCAUGUGAUUUGGGCCAUGAUGAUUCUCACAAGUGGAUCCAUUAGUACCGUUAUUUUGGGACUAUACACAAAUGUGUUGUCACAUGCCACUUUCUUGCACUUUUCAAAACGAACUUUUUCUCUGAAAGUUGGCCAAAAUUACAAUGGGAAAAAGUAUUUUGUUUGGCUUGCUGGAAUAUUAUUGUUUGGGAUGAUUGGUUGUGGAUCAGUUUUUUUAUUUUGCAUGCUUACGAUUGGAUUAUUCGUUUUGCAGAUUGUUUAUGCCUCUCUUAUAACCUUUCCAUUUGUGAUCUUGCUCUAUUUGAAAGUAUUGAAACCCAUCUCUCAUUUAACAAUUAUCAGAACGUUACAAUGCUUGACAAAAGAAGGAGAGAAAAAUACCCUCUUCAUGAACAAGCUUGCUGUGUGA
Molecule: messenger RNA, 2652 nt
Organism: Naegleria fowleri
Lineage: Eukaryota; Heterolobosea; Eutetramitea; Acrasida; Naegleriidae
Exons: 1
Coding region: 1-2652 (883 amino acids)
Molecular function (GO): glycosyltransferase activity
Source: RefSeq, a predicted model, not a curated record